Molecule: messenger RNA, 2265 nt
Organism: Pneumocystis carinii B80
Lineage: Eukaryota; Fungi; Ascomycota; Pneumocystomycetes; Pneumocystales; Pneumocystaceae
Exons: 7
Coding region: 48-2219 (723 amino acids)
Biological process (GO): intracellular signal transduction; regulation of MAPK cascade; protein phosphorylation
Cellular component (GO): cytoplasm
Molecular function (GO): ATP binding; protein serine/threonine kinase activity
Source: RefSeq, a predicted model, not a curated record
GAGUUUUUUUUAUUGGGAUUAUAUAGUUUUUUUUUUUUUGCUUUUUUAUGGCACAUAAUUUAUCAUCACAAUAUUUUAUGAAUCCAGGGCCGGCGCCGGCUCCUCCGAUAAAGAUCCCCUCGUAUUCAUCAUCGAAUAUCUAUGCGGGACGAUGUUUUGACGUAUCUCAUACAUAUAAAGGGUCAAAAGGAGUUUUGAAGGCGGGAUGGGCGAAUGUUAAAGAAGAAGGGAUUAAGAGCUGGAUAUGGUCUAAAAAGUACUUAGUUUUAACGGACAAAGUUCUUCGUGUUAUGAAGAAUGAGAGUUCGACGAGUCCAGGAUUAUCUAUUCCUUUACGUGAAAUUAUGAACGUUAGUCGUGCUGAAUUAAAAGAUUAUUGUUUUGAAAUUUUGAGGGAUCCGGGGAUUGGAUCAGGAACGAAAAAAAGCUAUUUUAUUAGUCUUAAAAGUGAUAAUGAUCUUUAUUCAUGGAUGGAUGAGAUUUACUCUAGAUGUCCAUUGAUGAUGGUUUCGAAUCCGACGAAUUUUACACAUAAGGUUCAUGUUGGAUUUGAUCCUAAGAGUGGGGGAUUUACAGGGCUUCCGGAAGAAUGGACGAGACUUUUGACUGCUAGUGCUAUAACUAAGGAAGAUUAUGCGAAAAAUCCUGAGGCAGUGAUUGAAGUGCUUCAAUUUUAUAGUGAUACCCAAUUAAGAGAAAAAGAGGAGUUUGGAGAGCCGAGUACAUUGGGUCCAGAUCUUUAUAAUAUUGAAAAUCAGGAUAUAAAGUCAUUAGAGCAAAAUAAAAUGACAAUGGAGAAGCAUUAUGUGAAUAAUGGUUUUAACUCUCAAUAUCCAGUAUCAUCUACUUCUAAAGGUGCAGUUCCUCUUCGAGAAUGGCUCAAGAAGAUGGAUAUUAAAGAUUCGGAAAAAAUGGUGCCUCAACGUGUACCUCCAGCAUUACCAUCGAAUUUGCCUACUAGAUUAAAUACUGAUAUGGCAUCAUUUCCUCAUGAAAGUGACUCAUUCCUUACCUGUGGUUCUUCAAAUGUUGACAAGGGAUUUGGAGUUACGGCGAAAAAACGUCAAAAUGUACCACUUGAAACGUUGAAACACAAGCAAUCGCAAAAUAAUUUAGCAUUUAUUUCUCAAGCACCAACUCAGCCAUUACCAAAAAUCCCUACAUCAUCAAAAAAUAUUCCUGAUAUACCAACUACAUUUCCUGAGACAACUAUGAAACAACCCAAUGCGACUAAGUUGCCGUUGUCACUUUCAAAUGCGCGAGCAAUGAAACAAGAACCUCCUUCUGAUGAGAAAGUUAAUGAUUUAACAGGAAGCCAGGUGAUGGAAAGGCUUAGAAAUGUAGUUUCUACAAAUGACCCUAAUACGUUAUAUACUAAGAUCAAAAAAGUGGGGCAAGGUGCAAGUGGUUCUGUUUAUGUUGCUAGAGUAAAUUCAGAUAUAAAAUCAGGAAAUUGUGAAUUAAAAACUGGUUUAAAAGUGGCUAUAAAACAGAUGGAUAUUGCACAUCAACCAAGGAGGGAAUUGAUUGUUAAUGAAAUUCUUGUGAUGAAAGAAAGUCAUCAUCCAAAUAUUGUUAAUUUUUUAGAUGCAUAUUUAGCUAAAAAUUCUGAAUUAUGGGUCAUUAUGGAGUAUAUGGAAGGUGGUGCUUUAACGGAUAUAAUUGAUAAUAAUACAUUGACGGAAGAUCAGAUUGCUGCUAUAUCUUUAGAGACAUGUAAAGGUCUCCAACAUCUUCAUCAACAAAAAAUAAUUCAUAGAGAUAUUAAAAGCGAUAAUGUUCUUUUAGAUUUUCAUGGUCGCGUAAAAAUUACUGACUUUGGGUUUUGUGCAAAACUGACAGAACAAAAGAAUAAGAGAGCAACAAUGGUAGGAACUCCGUAUUGGAUGGCUCCAGAAGUCGUUAAACAAAAAGAAUAUGGUGCUAAAGUUGAUAUUUGGAGUUUGGGAAUUAUGGCUAUAGAAAUGAUAGAAACUGAACCUCCUUAUUUAAACGAAGAGCCUUUAAAAGCAUUAUACCUUAUUGCUACUAAUGGCACGCCUACAUUAAAAAAGCCCGAUAAGUUAAGCAAAGAACUUAAAAGUUUUCUGGCUGUUUGUUUAUGUGUAGACGUUAAAAGUAGAGCUACUGCUGAGGAACUUUUAGAGCAUGAUUUUUUAAAGAAAUCAUGUAGUCUUUCUAAUUUGUCCUCUCUUUUGGCAUUUAAGUCUGGAAAAUAAUUCAUAUAUUUAUAUUUUUUAUGAAUAUUAAUUCUAAUUUUGCUAU